AUGGGUAUCCCAUUUGUUACACAUGCAUUCAGAGAGAAGAUGAAGCUCAUUGUUGCAGAGUUUAAAAAACUGCUCCAGUACAAUUUAACUUUCAUUGAUAGAGAGUUUUCAAAAAAAACUUUCAUUGAUAGAGCUCGAGAAAGCUCAACCGCAUCCUCUGGUACGGAAAUCACAUCAGCUAUUAAAAGCAAGCUGAGAAAAAUGAAAAAUCUGGAAUCAAGCUCAAAGCAAGUAGUAACGGUUAUGAACUCAAUAUGUGUUACAUUGGAUCAAAUGCAUAACCAGCUUCGGAAAGCUGAAGAAACAGAAGGGAUAAAGGCUUGUGUAAAGCAACUAAAGGUCAUUGUUCAUGAGCUGGAAAAUUUACAACCAGAACAGUAUGUAACUGGCACUGAGUUCAAUCCAAUUGAGAUGAAAAAUACAAUUGAUCUUCUUCAGCAAUUGACAGAAACUUGCACCAUCCGAAGAGAGGAUUCAGCCAAAGUUGUUGGUUUGAAAAUCAAAGAACAAGAUUUGGUCUUGAAUCUGACUGCAAGCAGUGAUAAUGCUUCGAAACUUUGCAUUGUGGGGAUGAAAGGUGUGGGGAAGACAGCUCUGGCAAAGGCAGUUUGUUAUAACAAAGUUGUUGUCAAGCACUUCCCAACCCAAGUCUGGGCAACAGUAAUUGCAGGAGCAACCGCAACCAUGAAAGUUCUGCUCAUGGAAAACAACGGGACUAAAAACCAAACAUUGACCAUGAAACAGGUACGUGGUCAUUUGAAAGAUAAGCUCUGCCUUGUUGUUCUAGAUAAUGUCUCACAAAAAAGUGAUUUUAAUAACCUAUAUAAAAUUUUAUCUGAAUCUGGAUGGAGAAACGGGAGCAGGAUAGUGGUGACAACAUGCUUUAAAGUCAUUGCCUCGCAUGUCGACAGUAGUAGCACCCCUCACCACAUUCGACUGCUAACGAAGGAAGAGAGUUGGGCAUUGUUUCAGAAGGUGGCUAGUAUUGAAACAGACGUAAAAAAGUUAGAACUAAAAAAGUUAGAAAAUUUUGCAAAGAAGGUAGUGGGAAAAUGUGGGGGAUUGAUAUUAGCAAUCAUAUCUCUUGGGUUUGUCAUGUCAGCAAAAGACGUAACCCAAGACAGCUUAUCGUGGGUGUUUCAACAACUCAAUCAUGGCCGUUACAAAACGCAUUGGCUGCAAGCUUGGAAAAAUAACAAGGAUGAAAUGAGUGAAACUGUGAGGAACUGUCUCUAUUACUUUACAAAAUUUCCAUUAGACUAUGAAAUCUCGGCAAGGAGAUUAGUCAAUCUAUGGGUUGGAGAAGGAUUGGUGCAAGUACAGAACGAUCAGAACACACCCGAAGAGACUGCAGAAAGUUACCUAGAAGAGUUGAGAGACCGUAGCAUGAUUCAAGUUGUAGCACUAAAGCCCAAUGGCAAAAUUAAGACAUGUUGUCUUCCAAGUAUGCUCAAAGAAAUUAUCUUGCAAAACAAUAGCAGAACAAACCACAGUCGGUAUUUUGGUAUGCAUUUAGAUCAGCGGUUUGCCUAUAAUUUUGAUGAUGAUGGUCUUGAUGCAAACUCCGCACAAGCAUUCAGAAAGAAAGGAAUCCCCUUGUCUGUUCUUUUCUUUGAUAAGGGAGAGGGAAGUAAACCAGGAGAACGUGUCGGGAAUAUCCUUUCAACAGGCAUUGCAAGUGAGCAGUUCCUAAAGACCAGAGUUCUUGAUCUUGAAUGCAUAUUCAGACCACAGUUGCCUAAGAAUUUAAGUAAGCUCAAUAAUCUCAAGUAUCUUAGCUUGAGAUGGACUUACCUGGAGGAAUUACCCCUAUGCAUAUGCAAACUUCUGGAGCUGGAAACACUGGAUUUAAAGCAUACAAGUAUCAAUUACAUCCCUAGCUCAAUCUGGGAAUUGAAGAAACUGAAGAAAUUAUAUCUUCCUCAAACUCAUCGAAGUAAACUUGAGGGCAAGCUGAGGGGAAACGUUAACGAAACUUUACAGACACUAUGGGGCGUGUUCUUGUAUGGGAAUUACCCUCUUCUUAGUCACCUUCACAAGCUGAAGAGCCUUCAAAAAUUAAAAUUAGCUUUCCAGUUGAAUGGAUCAGAGCAAGAAUCACAAAAUACACUAGCACAGAAGAUUGUGAACCUUGAACAGCUUCAUUCAUUGUCACUUAAAUCCGUGGAUGAAGCUGGCGAUCCUGAUAAACUUAUAUCGAUUAAUAUGUCAAAGUUGGAGAAGCUUUCAUCCCUCCGGUUGUAUGGAAAAUUAGAGGAAAGACUUUUGUGA
This is a messenger RNA of Medicago truncatula (barrel medic), 2271 nucleotides long. RefSeq names its product disease resistance protein RPM1. The record is from RefSeq and is a predicted model, not a curated record. NCBI's taxonomy places the organism in Eukaryota, Viridiplantae, Streptophyta, Magnoliopsida, Fabales, Fabaceae. The coding region runs from base 1 to 2271 and encodes 756 amino acids. Gene Ontology annotation, molecular function: ADP binding. Gene Ontology annotation, biological process: defense response to other organism. The transcript has a single exon.